UACAGGCUAGAUCAAAUGACAAAUAGCAGUGAAGUUCAACCCAUAACCUUGACUCCCUGUCCCAGGUCAAACAAGGCCCUGGCUGACUCUCUGGACCGGGCCGUGGACCCCCGGGACCCGCUGGUGAACCGGCUGCUGAGGGUGAUGGCUACCAUGGCCAUGUCUAAUGCCCUCUACUUCUCUACCGGAGCCUGCCCUGUCGACCAGUACUAUCACUAUGGUCUGGCUCUGGACCGAUACACCCACUUCACCUCUCCCAUCCGUCGCUAUGCCGACAUGAUCGUCCACCGCCUGCUCACCGCAGCCAUCGCCACGGAGAAGGGGGCGGGGGCGGGGCCAGCCAAGGCCUUAGCCAGUAACAAAGAGUUGGAGGAGGUGGCUCAGCAAAUCAACAACAAGAACAGGGCAGCACAGCAUGCCCAGAAGGUGUCCACAGAGCUAUUCCAGUGCCUCUACUUCAGAGACAAAGACCCAGAGACAGAUGAUCGCUGUGUGGCCGACGCGGUCAUCUACACCAUCAGAGCCAACGGCAUGCUGGUCUUCAUACCACAGUAUGGCCUGAAGGGGGCAGUGUACCUGAAGAACAGAGAGGGCCAGGUGGUGAGUGAGAGACAAGAUGGAGGAUGUGACUGGCAGACUGGUUCUCUACAGAGAUACCUGGACCACAUCACUACCACUACUGCUGUUGGCACCUCAACCUUCAACCUGUUCCAACACAUCACCGUGCGUAUCUCAGUACAACCAUCACGUUGUCACUCAGACACAAUACGUCUGGAAGUGGUCAGCAACAGGCCCCACCAGGCCCCCGAGACUCAGGUCCAGACCUCCCAGCCCCAGGGGGCUAGGGGCCGGUCCCAGCUGAUCCAGGAGGUGGUUCGGCAGGCAGAGGAGGCCUCUCAGCAGGCGGAGGAGAAGAGGGGCCGGGCCUCCAAACUGUCCACGGAGGAGAGAGAGUUCAGACAGAGUAAAUGUCCCAACCUCUACUCUCUCCUGGAGGAGGUCAGGGAGCUGGCCUUGCUGGACCUUGCUGCCUGUGGAGCAGGAGGCGGGGGUCUGGUAGCAGGAGGCGGGGGUCUGGGAGCAGGAGGCGGGGGUCUGGGAGCAGGAGGCGGGGGCCUGGGAGCAGGAGGCGGGGGGCUGGGAGCAGGAGGCGGG
This is a messenger RNA of Oncorhynchus keta (chum salmon), 1155 nucleotides long. It is a transcript of the gene dis3l, whose product is annotated as DIS3 like exosome 3'-5' exoribonuclease. The transcript is spliced from 5 exons. Gene Ontology annotation, biological process: rRNA catabolic process. The record is from RefSeq and is a predicted model, not a curated record. NCBI's taxonomy places the organism in Eukaryota, Metazoa, Chordata, Actinopteri, Salmoniformes, Salmonidae. Gene Ontology annotation, molecular function: RNA binding; 3'-5'-RNA exonuclease activity. The annotation marks the transcript as partial. Gene Ontology annotation, cellular component: cytoplasmic exosome (RNase complex).